AUGUCCGGUUCUGCAUCGAGUUCUAGUCCUCCGGAAGCCUUCGACCAGCACUUCCUUAACAACUUGGGGGCUGCAUGCCGAGAAUCCAUAUCCAAGAACGAGAGACUGCUGUCCAAGUGCUUCCAGGACAUUGAAGCUGGUUCUACCGUCGACGUUCAGAUCAUUCUGAGAAACACCUCUGAUGCCCUUACGCCUGUGAAAGCAAUGUCCGUACCCGGCCCUAUAACGGCCCCGGCGUCGGAAUCGGCUACAGGCUCGGGGUCCUCAAGCUUGCCCGCUGGAAGCGAACACGCGAGCUCUGAUCAAUCAGAUGGCGUCUCAGUAUCCCCGGUGGUUGUUGUAACGACUUCAUUGACUUCGGUCUUCGAAGCAGUAUCAGCCGAUCUCUGCCGCCUUGCUGAUGACCAUCUACUCAGCUGUGACCUUCCCUCAUGGGUGACUCCGGUCUCACGACAACUUGCGAGAGUUAUCAUUAACCUCUCCUCAUCGGAUCACUAUCAGAUUCGAUGGACAGUUGCCAUUCCGACCCAAGCACAGCUGAAACGUGAAUCGGUCGCUGCUAUCAGUGAGCAUCGCUCUCACUGCAUGGCACAAUCAUCUCAAGCCAACACGAAUGCCAUACCCGGUGUUCUCACGACAGGUGAACAGGCUAACACCUAUCACUCCACCGGUGCUGUUGUUACCACUUCACAACAGCAAUCGGUCUCCCAAGUGAGCUCGUCUAUCGGUGGCCCUUCCAACUACGACAUCCAGCACAAUCCCACGGCCGUAUGCUCAACCUUCGGGGGGUAUCAAAAUUAUACAUGCCCUCCCCGUAUUCGUCCGUUGCAGAUUAAGACUGAUGUCACGAAGCGCCCUAUCGAUCAGGCUAUCAAGCAGGUUCGUGUCUUUAUCGGUCAUCCUGUACAUGACCGCCUCAAGUUCGACCCUAACCACAGUGGUGCCUAUGCUAGAUGGCGUGUUGCCUUUGCUGAUGCGAUCGAGCGCGUGCCAUGCUCUCGACAAGUUGCUACGGAGGCAGUUCUGGCAUGUCUACCAGAGCCUGUCAAAGGCACUGUCGAACGAAGUGUUCACCCAAGUGACAUCGAGAAGUUUGGUCACGUCAUCAUCAUCUAUGCCUUGGACCAUACCUAUCUGACGAAGCUCGAGUUGCGUAGUGUCUCCGCUGCGUGGGAGAGAAUCUGCCAACAACCCAAUGAGUCUGUCCGUCAAUAUGCUACGAGGUUUGAGCACUGUGCACAUGUAUACACGGCUCUCUACUCUACUCAUGGUCUUUCUGCCCGUGACAUCACCACCAAAUUCUCUGACGGUCUCCGUGGUGCCCGUGAAGUUCUGGGAAGAUGCCUAAUCGAUCCCCAAUGCCAGCUUGGCUAUGAAGCUUACAAACUCGCACUCUUCGCGGAAGCAUGCACUUGCAUCUUCCAACCUGUACUCGUCGACAAGCUCGAUCACGGUGAUGACAACGCUCCUGCCCGUGUCUAUCCAUCUGAUGAUCUUCAUCAACGAUAUCGGAUCACUACUGAUAUCAGGCCCCUAAACCACCCCCAAGUUGAAGGUCACAGCUGA
This is a messenger RNA of Perkinsus marinus ATCC 50983, 1566 nucleotides long. RefSeq lists its product as hypothetical. The record is from RefSeq and is a predicted model, not a curated record. Lineage: Eukaryota; Perkinsozoa; Perkinsida; Perkinsidae. The coding region runs from base 1 to 1566 and encodes 521 amino acids. The transcript has a single exon.